This is a messenger RNA of Salvelinus namaycush (lake trout), 1752 nucleotides long. RefSeq names its product adhesive plaque matrix protein-like. NCBI's taxonomy places the organism in Eukaryota, Metazoa, Chordata, Actinopteri, Salmoniformes, Salmonidae. The transcript is spliced from 6 exons. Bases 1 to 1752 code for a protein of 583 amino acids. The record is from RefSeq and is a predicted model, not a curated record.
AUGGAGCUGCCCAAAAUCACGGCUGGCGAGAAGGCCGAGGAAAUCCGCCCACUCCCACGCUUCACAGGAUUCGGAGAACCCUUUAUGGAUGGGAGUAGACACAGCGGCCGCAGACACAGGUACGCCGAGCAACACAGCGGCCGCAGACACAGGUACGCCGAGCAACACAGCGGCCGCAGACACAGGUACGCCGAGCAACACAGCGGCCGCAGACACAGGUACGCCGAGCAACACAGCGGCCGCAGACACAGGUACGCCGAGCAACACAGCGGCCGCAGACACAGUGCUCCUCCGACUCCACUAUCAGAUGAGGGAGCUGCAGGCAACACCGGCCAGUCGGAUAAUGACAAACGACAAGGCGAAGAUGCAUCCAACAAGCACAAAUGCCAUUGUGCCAGCCACUGGCGUAGAAAAGGUUACCCUGACCAGCCCAGACCACCACCAGGUUACCCUGACCAGCCCAGACCACCACCAGGUUACCCUGACCAGCCCAGACCACCACCAGGUUACCCUGAACAGCCCAGACCACCACCAGGUUACCCUGAUCAGCCCAAACACCACCAGGUUACCCUGACCAGCCCAGACCACCCCCAGGUUACCCUGACCAGCCCAGACCACCCCCAGGUUACCCUGACCAGCCCAGACCACCCCCAGGUUACCCUGACCAGCCCAGACCACCCCCAGGUUACCCUGACCAGCCCAGACCACCCCCAGGUUACCCUGACCAGCCCAGACCACCACCAGGUUACCCUGACCAGCCCAGACAACCACCAGCCCAGACCACCACCAGGUUACCCUGAUCAGCCCAGACCACCACCAGGUUACCCUGAUCAGCCCAGACCACCACCAGGUUACCCUGAUCAGCCCAGACCACCACCAGGUUACCCUGACCAGCCCAGACACCACCAGGUUACCCUGACCAGCCCAGACCACCACCAGGUUACCCUGACCAGCCCAGACCACCACCAUGUUACCCUGAUCAGCCCAGACCACCACCAGGUUACCCUGAUCAGCCCAGACCACCACCAGGUUACCCUGAUCAGCCCAGACCACCACCAGGUUACCCUGAUCAGCCCAGACCACCACCAGGUUACCCUGAUCAGCCCAGACCACCACCAGGUUACCCUGACCAGCCCAGACCACCACCAGGUUACCCUGACCAGCCCAGACCACCACCAGGUUACCCUGACCAGCCCAGACCACCACCAGCCCAGACAACCCCCAGGUUACCCUGACCAGCCCAGACAACCCCCAGGUUACCCUGACCAGCCCAGACAACCACCAGGUUACCCUGACCUGCCCAGACAACCCCCAGGUUACCCUGACCAGCCCAGACAACCCCCAGGUUACCCUGACCAGCCCAGACCACCACCAGGUUACCCUGACCAGCCCAGACAACCACCAGGUUACCCUGACCAGCCCAGACCACCACCAGGUUACCCUGACCAGCCCAGACACCACCAGGUUACCCUGAUCAGCCCAGACAACCCCCAGGUUACCCUGACCAGCCCAGACAACCCCCAGGUUACCCUGACCAGCCCAGACAACCCCCAGGUUACCCUGACCAGCCCAGACAACCACCAGGUUACCCUGACCUGCCCAGACAACCCCCAGGUUACCCUGACCAGCCCAGACAACCCCCAGGUUACCCUGACCAGCCCAGACCACCACCAGGUUACCCUGACCAGCCCAGACAACCACCAGGUUACCCUGACCAGCCCAGACACCACCACAGCAUUCUCUCUCUACUAA